AUGGCAACUGGAAACGUUACUUACAAUAUUGCGGGUCGAAAAUAUUAUAUGAUAACAGACCCGGAUGAUUGUCUGACUAUAUCUAACGCGUGCUUGGAAAAGGACCUAGUUUAUAGGUUUGCGAAAGGCUGUUAUGGUGAUGGGUUGGUAACUGCCUCUCAGAGUACAUGGAAGAAACACCGCAAUUUGUUGAAUCCCCAAUUCAACUUAAAUUACCUUAACGGCUUUCUAGUUAUUUUCAAUAAACAGUCGAGAAUAUUGGUGAAGAAGUUCGCACUGAUGGCGGGGAGGGGUCCAUUCGACCAUGAUUCGAUUAUACGACAAAAUGAAAUUAAAACUAUAUGUGCAACAUCUCUUGGGGUUGAUUUUAAUGAAGACAAGAAAACUUUACACGAGUAUGCAACUGCAUUCGACAUAAUCUUUAACUGCUGUACCGAGAUAAUUAAAAGGUUUUGGUUGCAAAUCCGAUGCAUUUGGUUGCGCAGCAGUCUGAAAAAGCAGCGUGAUAAAUAUCGUAUCAUUAUGCACAAUAUAACUGAUGAGAUAAUUAAGAAAAGGAAUGAUGAUCGCAAGAAUGAAGUAUUGAAUGUUAAUCGUGAGGGGAAAGCUUUCAGACCAUUUCUAGACAUUUUCUUUGACCUGAAAGAAACUGUUGGUGAUGAAAUGAUGCCCGAUAAAACAAUAAGGGACCACGUUAACACAUUGAUCCUUGCUGGUCAUGAUACUAUCGCAACAGCUGUUCAGUUUACUCUGAUAUUAAUUGGCUCAUAUCCCAAAGUACAAGAACGGCUCUAUAUGGAGUUGGUAGAUAUAUUUGGUGACUCGAUCAGAGACGUCGAAAAAGAUGAUCUAACGAGAUUGCGUUAUUUGGAAGCUGUAUUGAAGGAGUCACUACGCUUUUACACGAUAGUUCCUAUCGUAGCUCGUGACGUCACCAAAGAUGUAGACCUAAAGAACUACACACUCAAAGCUGGAGGCGCUUGUUUACUAAUGCUUCACGGCGUCCAUAGACUACCGAUGUGGGGCGAAGACGUGGAGGAAUUCAAGCCAGAGCGAUGGCUCAAUCCAGCCACGUUACCUAAGAACCCGAAUACCUUUCUAACUUUCAGCCUCGGAAAGAGAGUAUGCAUAGGUAAAUCAUAUGCAAUGAUGUCGAUGAAAACAACCCUCGCUCAUGUUCUUCGGACGUAUCGCAUCAAAGCUGACCAUACGAAACUGGAGUUGAAAUAUGAAUAUCAUUAUGCUGACGGCUGCAGUGAUAUUGCUAGUGAUACUUCUAUUGCUGUAUUGGAAACUAGCUACUGUAAAAAAGUUGCGAGAACCUCCAAGAUUGUCCGGCCAGAGUUCCCUCUGGCAGGCGCUAUACCACAGGCCGGCACUGUGUUCCUCUUGGCUUCACCGUGGGUGACAAAGCCAACUAAACCGCUCCGCCACGCCAAACCACUCAACCAAAGAGAGGGGGAGCCAGGCCCAGUAAAA
Molecule: messenger RNA, 1479 nt
Organism: Iphiclides podalirius (scarce swallowtail)
Lineage: Eukaryota; Metazoa; Arthropoda; Insecta; Lepidoptera; Papilionidae
Source: the annotation of a GenBank genome assembly